UGGGAUAGGGAAAGAAUAAAAAAUUGUAAAAACCAUGGCUGGUAUCAGUGAUUCAGUGAUUGGGUUGUACUGUAAUAUCAGUAUCAACCAAUAUCUUAACAAAUCGUUCGAUUAAUUGAACUAAUUUCUCUUGCUCUUCAAAAUUUAACCCCAGUUGAAGAAUUUUAGUAGCAAACUACUCCGUAUUAUUGGAAGCUCCAUUGUUAACUCUCUUAGUAGAGUUGAAGAGGUUAUUGUGAAAUCUUGUAUUUGGAAUAUUGGAUUUAAGUGUGCAUUGCAAAUCCUGUAUGAGUAUUGAAGUUUUUGAUGGCUUUAUUCUCAAAUAAUGGCUGCAUUGAAAAGUUAUUACCUGUGGAUUCAACAAUGAAGUUAGUAAAGCCACCCUUGAAUUGCCUAUAUCCUGCAUUUGCUUGUCGUCGGCCUACUAUUGUGUUACCUCACAAGACCCUUGGCUUUUCUAGGAUUAAUGCUUCAUCAAAUCGGCAAUUGGAUGUGAGUUUAUCAGUGUCUACCUCUUCCAAAGAAUGCCUGUGGUUCGAAUUGCCUCGGGCAUUUGUUAAGGCUUCUACCUCGUCGUUGAUGUUGGUUGCUCUUGGCAUCUUUACCUUUUCAUUUUCUAGUAAGGCAUCUAAUGCACUUGCUGCUGUUGAUCCUACUACAUGUCCACCACUUCAAGAGGAAAUCAUUGCUGAAGAUAAAGUUUCAGAAAGAGCUGUGCAAAAUGUGGACAGUGAACAGCAGCGUGAAGAAUUUGAAAAAUGGAAAUCCAAAACAUAUGCUUUGACUGUCCCUUUGAGAGUUGUUGCUCUACAAGGCUCUGUACCACCUGCCUGGAUCAAGGAUUUCAUUCAGUCUCAAGGAAAGAGAUUAAAGCUAAGUGUUCAGUUCCGUGGAACACUUGAAGAUGUUUAUUCUGAACUUUCAAGGUCAAUAAGCAAAGUAGAUGCUUCUCCAAAAUCUGCUAUCACAGCUGAUCUCAUUACUGUUGGUGACUCCUGGCUUGAUCUGUUGAUCAAUAAGUCUAUAAUUGAACCAAUGCAAAUGGCUGAGGAUCAUGAUUGGUUUAAAGGUCUCUCAGCAAAGUGGAAGGUUUUGUUAUUUGACAGCGAAAACUAUCUGAAGGCAUUCAGUGUAGGUGAUGCUUGGGUGGCUGUUGGAUGGAGUAGUGACAUCCUUCCUGCUGCCAAGCGAAUGUCAAAUGUUGCAGUUAUUGCUCCAACGUCAGGAGCCAGUUUGUGGGCAGAUCUGUGGGCUGUGCCAGCUACAACUAAAUGCCCACCAAUGGAAAAACUUGGAGGGCGAAUCAGAGGGCCAUCUCCACUUAUUCAUCAGUGGUUAGACUUCUGCCUACAACCUGCUCGAGAGCUUCCAUUUAAGCAAGGAGUUUAUCCUGGUUCAUUGCCAUCUGCCUUAGAAAAUGUACCUUCUGAAGUCCUUCCCAAGGGCGCCCCAAAGCUGACCACAAAUCUGAUAUCUGGAAUUCCACCGCCUGACAUCUUACAUAAAUGCGAAUUCUUGGAGCCAUUAUCUGAAUCAGCAUUGACUGACUAUGAAUGGUUGAUUACUACAACAGAGAAACCUAGGCAUGGAUUCAUACAACAAAUUUUCACAAAUGCAUUUCAUGCUACCAAGAUGAAGCUACCAUCAUUGAGAAAGAAAAUUGAUGAUUGAGGUGCUCUACUUGUGUAAGAGCAGAAGGAAAUGUCGUACUGUACUCUCUAUAAAUUAUUAUGAUGUUUAAUUCAGCAAUUUUCAGUGAUUUCUUCCUGUUUGGCUGCCUUAAAAAUGGUGUGUUCAUCAGCAUAAUGGUUGGGACUUCUCUAUUA
Messenger RNA from Chenopodium quinoa (quinoa), 1826 nucleotides. RefSeq lists its product as uncharacterized. NCBI's taxonomy places the organism in Eukaryota, Viridiplantae, Streptophyta, Magnoliopsida, Caryophyllales, Amaranthaceae. The coding region runs from base 307 to 1671 and encodes 454 amino acids. The transcript is spliced from 6 exons. The record is from RefSeq and is a predicted model, not a curated record.